UCACCCAAAAACAUAAGGCAAACACAAACAAUGGAGACUCAACCAAGCUUCUUCAUCCAUCGCGUGAACUAAGCUUCUUCCAUCAAUUCCUUCCUCUUCUUCCAUCGUUCCCCUUCCAUUGUUCCCAUUCCAUCGAUUUCUUCCUCUUCCUCCAUCGCGUGAACUAUUCUCACAAAAAACCCUAAUCCCUUUUCAUCGAUUUACUCGGGUUUGUAAUCAAAACAAAGAUUGAAGCUCUCAACUGGUUGUGAUUGAAGCUCUCAGUUGGUUGUGAUUGAAGGGUAGCAGUACUCACAGGACAGUGUUUCUCAAGCAGUUUUCAUCUAGACGGCUUCUAACUGAACAAAUGAAAAAGGAAGCAAACAACAAGACAAAUAUGAAAUCUCAUGUCAAGAAUCAAAGGGGUGCUUCCAGUUUGGAGCUUCCACAGUUCAAGUCAAGCAAUGAAUUAUUGGCUAAGCGUUACAAAAUCAAGCGUGAGGAGGGAAUGGCCAAUCUUCAACAAACGAAUGCAUCUAUAACUAAAGUUGGAGCUCCUAGUAACAAACAAAAUCAGCCACCAACUACUCAACCGUUCAAGUUAUCUAUGUUUGCAACAACUGCGAAAACAAAUUUGAAUUUGAUUAAAGAGCCAGUCACGAAGCCUAAUCCAAAGAAAAAAAUUUCAGACAAUGCGAGUAGGACUCAACCUAAUGUUAUUGCUGAAAGGAGUGUAGAAAAGGAAGUUUCCAUGAAAAAACACAAAGGGUUGAAGAUUCAAGAUUCAAAAGGGCAAAGUUUGGCUCAAGGUAGAGGACCGGUACCUACACAAAUUCAAGAGCCAAAGGAGCAGCCCAUGAAAAAAACAAUGAUUGAAGAUGGAUCAAUGGAAAGACAGCAAACUGGGAAAAACAAUUAUGUUGGAAAUGGUAGUUUGAAGGCCAAGGAGCAGCCUAGGAAAAGGGUAGUAGUGUCUGGAGAUGAGUCAAGGGUAAAAGAGAAACCUUUGAAAAGGAUAGUUGUUGAAGAUGACUCAAGGGCAAGGCAGGAAAGUGCUAGAAAGAAGUCAAAAAGAACCCCUUUGUGUCCAUCAAUGUUAAUUGAUGACUACCUUAAGAAAAAUGGAAAAGAUGUUGAAAACGAGAUCCGGAAUUUAAUUGAAGAUGAGGGAGACGUUGUUAUGGAAGAACAAGAAGAAAAUGUGGAUUGUGAAGAAGCUGCUGAAACAAAUGAGACAACUAAGAAAAGAACUCGGGGACCAACACUGUGUUUAAAAAUAUAUGCAAGGUCUCUCAAACAACGUGAAGAAGUUACUCUAGACGAUGACGGAGAUGUAAUUGGACCCGAUGACAAAACUGUUGCAGAAUUUGCCAAUUUCCUUGGCUCUAUAGCAAGGAAUUCAGAUUUCUGUCCCUUGAUCUAUACAAACUUCAAAGAGAUGCUGAAAAAGGAAACAAAAAAUGAUCAUAUGGACCGUAAGGAACGUAUAUGGAGAUUUGUUAAUAGGAAGUACAUUAUUCCUGAUGAAGGACAAAAAGUGGUGUUUAUUACAAUAAAUAGGGCUUGGAGACACCAUAAGUGCGAUAUGAAAAAAAAACAUUUUCUGAAAUACACUAGUAUGAAGGAGAGAUUAAAAAAUCGUCCUGAGAGCAUAUCUGAAAAUCAUUUCAAGAAACUGUUGAUAUAUUGGAAAGAUAGCAAUGUCCAAGCCAUUAGCCAAAAAAAUGCAGUUAAUAGGAGCAAGCAAAAGUUUAGGCAUCGUGUGGGACCAACGAACUUUGCUAGAAUUCGUGCAAAAAUGCGGGCUAAGAAGGAUGGAGAAGUCACCCAAGCUGAGGUGUUUAUUGAAACUCGCAAAAGUCAAAGAGGAAAAGAAGUUGAUGGAGAAACACAAGUUGCUAUAAAACAUUUCACUCACUAUUUGGGAAAGAAAAGCCUGGUAGUGUUCGUUGUCAUGGAAAAACUGCCACACCAUCAUCAUUAA
This is a messenger RNA of Trifolium pratense (red clover), 1963 nucleotides long. RefSeq lists its product as uncharacterized. The record is from RefSeq and is a predicted model, not a curated record. The transcript is spliced from 8 exons. Bases 347 to 1963 code for a protein of 538 amino acids. NCBI's taxonomy places the organism in Eukaryota, Viridiplantae, Streptophyta, Magnoliopsida, Fabales, Fabaceae.